GGACAGGAAGCGCAAGGAAUUAUGGGACUUUUAGUUCUCAGUGGAGGACCGUUGGCUUGAUAACACCGCGAAGAACAAAACUAGACAUUUACCAACGAAAAUAAAACAUCAGCCUCGAAUUCAGCACAAGUACGAGCUCCGUAUGCUUUGAGUCCGGAUAAAUUCGGGUGGAUUCAGUCGCCGUACGAAGAAGAGUGGCUCACUUUUGGUGAAAAAUAAACAGGAAGUUGUUAGCGUUGUGGGACGUGUAGUUCCGCUUGCAGGCCACUGAGCUUUAUAACAACGCAUAGAAUAAAGAAACAACAGUAAAAUAACCUAAACUUAACCCGAAGACCGUGCUGUUAGCAUUGACGUUGAAGUAAACAUGCCCGGGUUCACCUGCUGUGUCCCUGGCUGCUACAACAACUCGCACCGGGACCGGGACCUGCGCUUCUACACAUUUCCUAAAGACACCACGCUGAGGGAGCUGUGGCUGAGGAACAUCUCCCGGGCCGGGGUCAGCGGCUGCUUCAGCACCUUCCAGCCCACCACAGGACACCGAGUCUGCAGCGUGCAUUUCGCCGGCGGGAGGAAGACCUACAGCAUCCGAGUACCGUCCCUCUUCCCUCUGCGGGGGGUGAAUGAGCGCCGGAGUCGGCGGGGCAGAGGUAGGAAAGUGUCCGCGGCGGUUCCUGCCCCCGCCGCUGCAGCGACCUCCGGGAUUGUCAUCACCAGCGUACUGGGCAGCACGGCCGAAGGAGCCGAGGGCAAUGCUGGCGGCGAGGCGAGCGACGACAGCAUCACCGUGGUUCAGAUAGGCCAAAACGGGGAGUACCUGGGCACGGCGCGGCUGCCCGCCCAGUCAGAGGGGACUUGUUACACCGCGCCGAUCGGCAGCGCCGACGAGCUGACCGCCGACGACUCAUCGGUGGAAACCGCGUCCACCGCGCUCCAGCCGGCCGUGCAGUACGUCAGUGUGACCAGCAGCCCGCUGGACCACUCGUACUCGCUGACCACCGGCACCACGUCGACCGAGCUGCUGCGGAAACUGAACGAGCAGCGGGACAUCAUCGCACUGAUGGAGGUGAAGAUGAAGGAGAUGAAGGCGACCAUCCGCCAGCUCCGGGUGGCCGAGGCCAAGCUACAGGAGGAGGUGCGGGAGCGGGACCGGCUGCUGUACGGAAACUCGGUAGCUUUUAGCGUCCGGAAGAAAAUCUGAUGGGUGAACAGCACCGGAGACGACCCGUUACAGAGACUCAGACUAACGGAGAUGACACCGAGGUGUUUGAAGACAGCAGAUCCAGCCCUAUUUUGUAUAAAACUACGAGCGAAGACAAUUUAUUUUCAACAAGUAGAACAGAUUUUUCGUAGGCCUGAUGUAAAAAAAAAAAAAAAAAAAAAAAAAAAAAAAAAACUUGGCUGGCUUGUGUAUGUAGCUUAGGCUAUAUUAAUAACCUCAUUGCUAAUUAUUCAGUCCACUCUUGGCCUGCAGCCCUACCAAGGUCAAUAAUACAUAUUUUAUUCAUUCAACGAGACUCAUCGUUUGCACAGACUCACAGGCUGGUUUAUACAUUUACAAGAAAACUGCCUAGUUGCAUAGAAAGUUUUUCUCUUUAAGAUUUCUCUUACAAUGUUUUAUUUCCUUACCUAUGAAUUUAAAUUAGGUGGUUGUUGCAAGAAACAUCUCACAGUAGAUUUGCAGAGGUAAUGUAAAGUAGGCCUAUGCCAAGAUUAAGUAUCCAUAGGAUUUUUUGUAAACAAAACACUAUCUUGGCACACUUAUGGUGUUAGUCAAUGAAAUAAAACUCUACCAUGACUUUUUCUGAGUUGCCUUUAGUUGUUUUCCUUUAUUUUUGUUGCUGAAGACAUUUGUGCAACAGAAAACUGACUUUAAGGAAUUACUUAAAACUUGAAGGGACACUCAAAAGAUGUAAGCUUAUUAAAGGAUGUUUCUUGAAGAUAUGCGUUAAGUUUGUUCAGUGUUUUUUUUUUUAAGGAAAUCUUAAGAGAAGUACAAAGAAAAAGAUUUUGUCAAGAUACCUUAUGCAACUUGAACAUGUAUGUCUGCCCCCAACGUUGUUCUGUGAAAAACCAUCUGCUUGUUUUAGUGUGAUUCAUGGUUUCAUUUUAUGUGCCUGUUUAUGGUCAAAUGGUUCUCUACACAGAAGUCUAGUGGCUGCAUCUCCCUUUCUUGUUCCGAGCAUUUUAUUCACAGGAUGUUACAUACAUUUCAGAUUUUUGAACAGCUAUGCUCUGCUCACAUUUUGAAGUAAAUUUCAUUUUGAAAUAGUGCUGAUUCAUGCUGAAUAAUUUCUCAACUCAUGAAAUGUGUCCUGAUUUUGUCCAGUUUCACAGUAACAAAGCAGACAGGCUGUGGGUCGGAAGGUCCUCUUAUUGUUUUUACCUUUUAGGUUUUGAGGGGUUGCAGCUCAAUUUACCUGGGACUGGGUUUGGACUUUCUUUUUUUUUUCUUUUUUUAGGAAAGAAGAGAUAAAAAUUUGUAUUGUGGAAAAGGUAAUACAAUUUCUAUCCUUAUUAAAUCAAUGACUUGUGACGGGAACAACGGUUUUAUACACCUGUUGGAUGACCUGCUGCUUAAAGCCUCACUUAACAUAUACUAUGUCAGCGUUAAGAUAGCGUCCUGAACAAGAUGUUGCCUUAUUAAGAUGAACACGAUCGGUGUGAUGUGAAGUGUGCAACCCAUCAUUUUAGCUGUUUCCUCUGAAUCAUUCUUGGAAAUGUUACUUGUACUUGGAGUGACUGAUAUUCCUGUUCAGGUUUCAGUGAGGAUUGCAAUUUAGGGUUAGCUGUGUUAUUGAUGUAUGCAGUUAUUACUGUAUCAGAUUAAUUAAUUAAUUAAUCAUUUAGUCCAUAAAAUGUCCAAAAAUAAUGAAAAGUGGCCAUUACAAGAUACCAGAGGAUGAAAUAGUGUAUUCAGAUUGUUUAUUUUGGUAAAAUAAAAGAACACAAUGAAAGUUUUUAAA
Messenger RNA from Siniperca chuatsi (mandarin fish), 2963 nucleotides. RefSeq names its product THAP domain containing 11 (gene thap11). Lineage: Eukaryota; Metazoa; Chordata; Actinopteri; Centrarchiformes; Sinipercidae. The coding region runs from base 365 to 1198 and encodes 277 amino acids. The transcript has a single exon. Gene Ontology annotation, cellular component: nucleoplasm. The record is from RefSeq and is a predicted model, not a curated record. Gene Ontology annotation, molecular function: RNA polymerase II cis-regulatory region sequence-specific DNA binding. Gene Ontology annotation, biological process: regulation of transcription by RNA polymerase II.